UUCAAUAAAUUAAAUAUAAAUUUAAAAAUAUUUAAUAUUUGACAGUGUAUAAAGAAUUUUAAUUAUUUCUGAAAACUUUUAAUUUGCAACAUUAAUUACCGAUCAUAUAUUUAUGUCAAAAAUAUUAUUUUUAAAUAAUGGCAUAUCCAAAAUCAGUUUGGUUUAUUAUCUGCACCGAGUUUUGUGAACGAUUUUCCUACUAUGGACUCCGGACUGUUUUAGUCUUAUAUCUUACAUCAAUAUUGCAAUAUGACGAAGACGAAUCUACUAUUAUUUAUCACUUAAUAGUUUUCUUGGCCUAUUUUUCGCCAAUAUUUGGAGCUAUUAUAUCCGAUUCUUACCUAGGAAAAUUCAAAACAAUUUUGUAUCUGUCAGUAGUUUACGCGAUUGGAAAUUUGGUUGUGACCGGAGCAUCCUUGGCUGUAUCGUUUAGCUUAAGUAAUCAAAGAUUCUUGGCAUUACUGGGAUUAGUUUUAAUCGCAAUUGGUACAGGUGGUAUAAAACCAUGCGUUUCCUCAUUUGGCGGUGAUCAAUUUGAUCUUCCUGCACAAGAAGUAUAUCUACAAAAAUUCUUUUCCAUAUUUUAUUUUUCUAUCAAUGCUGGUUCUCUUAUUUCAACAUCCAUAACUCCAGAGUUAAGAAAAGACGUCCAAUGUUUUGGUCGGAACACUUGUUUCCCAUUGGCUUUUGGGGUACCUGCUUUAUUAAUGAUAAUCGCAAUAUUUGUUUUCGUAUGUGGCAAAUUUAUGUAUAGAAUCAAGAAACCAGAUUCUAAUGUCAUUGUAACAUCAUUUGCAUGUAUUUAUAAUGCAUUAAAAAAUAGAUUAUUAUUAACUACAUCAAAUACAACGAAAGACCAUUGGUUACAAUACGCAGAUGACAAAUUUUCAACAAAAGAAAUUUCAGAUGUACGUGCUGCUCUUGAUGUGAUGUAUUUAUUUAUUCCAUUUCCAUUCUUCUGGGCUUUAUUUGAUCAACAAGGUUCUCGUUGGACAUUACAAGCCACUUUGAUGAAUGGUAGAAUUGAUUUUCUCAACUGGACCAUGAAACCUGAUCAAAUGCAAGUACUGAAUCCUCUAUUAGUUUUGUUAUUUAUUCCAAUUUUUGAAACAGUAGUUUAUCCAGCACUAGCCAAAAUUGGUAUUCGAAAACCAUUGCAAAAAAUUGCAUUGGGUGGAUUUAUAGCAGCCUUGGCAUUUGUUCUAUCGGCUUUUGUACAAAACAAAAUUAUUUGUGAGGAGAUCCAAAUACCAAAGGGUGAAGGACAACUUAGAGUAUUUAAUGGUUUUGAUUGUAAUGUGACUGUUAAGUCUACUAUCUUAUCGGUACAUAACUUGAAUUCAAUGGAAACAUUAGAUAUAAGAUAUACUCCAGUUUUUAAUGAAAUUGCAUUUCCCAUUGAUUUUAUUUUGGACCCUUCGUGUUUGUCAAACUUACCAAUAAAUAAUUUGACGAGUAAUGUUUAUAUUACAGAAGGAAAAACAACUUCCUAUUUUUUAACUCGCAAUAAAGAUAAACUUGAUUUAAGAAGAAUUGGUACUGUGGAUAGUUUCAGUAAACCUAAAAAUGGAAAUUCAAUUUUAAGGUUAAUAACCAGCGAUGAUUUAAUUAACAGUGUUAUUACACUCAAAGAUAAAGAAAGCAGUAAUGCGACGAUUGAAAUUAAUUUAAAUUCAUUGUCAACAGUUAUUGCAAUACCCAUAAGAAAAUAUAGUAUUUUCUUACAAAAAGAAUUUCUUCUAGAUUUCAAUUUUUUACCGGCUAGUGUAAACACACUAAUAUUACAACGGAAUUCUGGACAUACGAAUUCAAAAUUGGAAGUAUUAGAGGAAGGAAGUUUUAUUAGUUUAGCAUGGCAAUUACCUCAAAUUAUUGCAAUGACUACUGCAGAAGUUAUGUUCUCGAUUACAUCUUUAGAAUUUGCAUUUACUCAAGCACCUUCGAGUAUGAAGUCUUUAUUGGCAGCUGUUAAUUUACUGACUGUAGCAUUUGGAAAUCUUAUAGUUGUGUUCGUUUCCGAAGUACGAUUUUUCGAGAAUCAAGCAUAUGAAUAUUUACUUUUUGCUGGUCUGAUGGUAAUUGAUAUGAUCAUAUUUAUUUUAAUGAGUUUUAAGUAUAAAUAUAAAAAUAUCAAUGAUACUGACCUAACUCUUUCAUACAAUGAAGAAAACAAACAUAACUAAAGUAAUGAAUUUGUGUAUUUGAUAAUCUGAUGUGAUGAACUUACAUUUAUUUUAAAUUAAUUUUUUUUGUCUAUAAUAAUG
Messenger RNA from Sipha flava (yellow sugarcane aphid), 2264 nucleotides. RefSeq names its product peptide transporter family 1-like. Gene Ontology annotation, molecular function: dipeptide transmembrane transporter activity. The coding region runs from base 138 to 2183 and encodes 681 amino acids. Gene Ontology annotation, biological process: oligopeptide transport; transmembrane transport. The record is from RefSeq and is a predicted model, not a curated record. The transcript has 15 exons. Gene Ontology annotation, cellular component: membrane. Lineage: Eukaryota; Metazoa; Arthropoda; Insecta; Hemiptera; Aphididae.